AUGGAAGGUGAAGGAAUACAGAACUCAUCUAUAAUUGGCAAUGCGACCGACAUCCACCUUGCCACACACAGUCUAUGGGAGGUCAUAACCAUAGCAACUGUGUCGGCCAUCGUGAGCCUGAUUACGAUAGUGGGCAACAUCCUAGUGAUGCUGUCAUUUAAGGUAAACAGCCAGCUGAAGACAGUCAACAACUACUACCUGCUGAGUUUGGCUGUAGCUGACCUCAUUAUAGGUGUGUUCUCUAUGAACCUCUACACCUCCUACAUACUGAUGGGAUACUGGGCACUGGGGAGUGUGGCUUGUGACCUCUGGUUGGCUUUGGACUACGUGGCCAGUAAUGCGUCAGUGAUGAACCUGCUGGUCAUCAGUUUUGACCGGUACUUCUCUAUCACCCGACCUCUGACCUAUAGAGCCAAGCGCACCCCCAAACGGGCUGGGGUCAUGAUAGGCAUGGCCUGGCUGGUGUCACUCAUCCUGUGGGCCCCUCCCAUACUGUGUUGGCAGUAUUUUGUGGGGAAAAGGACAGUCCCUGAGAGGCAGUGUCAGAUCCAGUUCUUCUCUGAGCCAGUGAUAACAUUUGGGACAGCCAUUGCUGCGUUUUACAUCCCUGUGUCGAUCAUGACCAUCCUUUACUGUCGGAUCUACAAGGAGACGGAGCGUCGCACAAAGGACCUUGCUGAGCUCCAGGGCAUCAACAGUUCCACAGACGCUGGUACCACCAAGCCCCAGAAAACCAUAAUCAGAUCCUGCUUCAACUGCAACCAGCUCAGCUCUGCCUCCCGGGACAGAACCCAGGCCUCCUGGUCCUCCUCCAACAGGAGCCACGCAGCCAAAUCAGCCGCUGCCACCAACGACGAGUGGUCCAAGAGCGACCAGCUGACCACCUUCAACAGCUAUGCCUCCUCGGAGGAAGAGGAGCAGCCCGUGUCCCCGGGGGUCUUCCAGCCCACCUACCGGAACCAGUCAUGUGGGCCGAGCACGGGUGCAGAUGGCUGUGAGAAUGAGCAGCUCAGCAGUUACGAGGACAUCUUCUUCCACACGCCUCCCAUGACCAACUCCCGUAAGAGCAAGAAGUGUGUGUCCUACAAGUUUAAACCAGUUCCCAAAGACACUACCAGCGGUGCCCAGCAGAGCAAGAAUGGGGACACCAACAUGGUCCCAUCAUCUUUCUCCUCAGCAGACUCAAUGAGUGCCCCACCCUCCACCACUUCCUGCAAGCCAAUAGAUGCAACGAAGAUCCAGCUGACCAAGAGGAAGAGGAUGGUGCUGAUCAAGGAGAGGAAGGCUGCUCAGACUCUCAGUGCCAUCUUGCUGGCCUUUAUCCUGACGUGGACACCAUACAACAUCAUGGUGCUCAUCUCCACCUUCUGCUCUGAUUGUAUCCCUGUGUCUCUCUGGCACCUGGGCUACUGGCUAUGCUAUGUCAACAGCACAGUCAACCCCAUGUGCUACGCGCUCUGCAACAAGACCUUUCAGAAGACCUUCCGCAUGCUGCUGCUUUGUCAGUGGAAGAAGAAGAGAGUGGAAGAGAAACUCUACUGGUACGGGCAAAACACUGUAGUGAGCAGCAAACUAACUUGA
Salvelinus namaycush (lake trout) is the source of this 1581-nucleotide messenger RNA. Its product is annotated as muscarinic acetylcholine receptor M5-like. The transcript has a single exon. Gene Ontology annotation, biological process: adenylate cyclase-inhibiting G protein-coupled acetylcholine receptor signaling pathway; G protein-coupled receptor signaling pathway, coupled to cyclic nucleotide second messenger; chemical synaptic transmission. Gene Ontology annotation, cellular component: synapse; dendrite; plasma membrane. NCBI's taxonomy places the organism in Eukaryota, Metazoa, Chordata, Actinopteri, Salmoniformes, Salmonidae. Gene Ontology annotation, molecular function: G protein-coupled acetylcholine receptor activity; G protein-coupled serotonin receptor activity. Bases 1 to 1581 code for a protein of 526 amino acids. The record is from RefSeq and is a predicted model, not a curated record.